Messenger RNA from Sabethes cyaneus, 1779 nucleotides. It is a transcript of the gene Hexo2, whose product is annotated as chitooligosaccharidolytic beta-N-acetylglucosaminidase. Gene Ontology annotation, cellular component: membrane. Bases 1 to 1779 code for a protein of 592 amino acids. Gene Ontology annotation, biological process: carbohydrate metabolic process; ganglioside catabolic process; glycosaminoglycan metabolic process. Gene Ontology annotation, molecular function: beta-N-acetylhexosaminidase activity. The transcript is spliced from 3 exons. The record is from RefSeq and is a predicted model, not a curated record. Lineage: Eukaryota; Metazoa; Arthropoda; Insecta; Diptera; Culicidae.
AUGAUCGCUUCAAAAGUGUGCUAUUUUCAGCUUAUUUUUAGUUUUGUGAUAUUUCCCUCAUUUAUCAAUGGUUCAUUGUAUAAAUUUCGAUGCAAUAGCGGAAAAUGUACGAGACAAAAUGCAGAAUUUUUAACCGAAACCGAUCGGUAUUUUGAUACACUCAAUGAAUGUCGAUUACUGUGUGGCGAAUAUAGCUCUUUAUGGCCAAUCCCUACCAAGGAACUCCGAUUGGGAGAUAAAACGGUGGAAAUUAGGCCAAAGAACAUUUUGUUCAACUACACGGACAACUCUAAGGCUGGUGAAGUGAGAAAAUUUUUGAACCAAACUCAAGCGAUUUUUUUGAACAAUCUCUACAAAGAAUGUGGCCCACGCUGUAUACACCCGACCGUAACAACACUAGUUAUUACCAUAAAUGUCGAUUCGGACGACUUAGAUCUUACUUGGACAACCAACGAAUCCUAUGAACUGCAAGUAACAAGCAGCGAAAGUAAAACCGAAGCCACCGUUUCAGCCGCGAAUGUUUUCGGAGCUCGUCACGGUCUGGAAACGUUGUCGCAAUUGAUGGCCUCAAAAAACUACGACGAUGGUAAUUGCCUGUUACUGCUGGCCGAUGCUCACAUUAGCGAUUCACCCAAGUUUAGCCACAGAGGGUUUUUGCUCGACACGGCGAGGAAUUAUAUUUCAACGAAUGCCAUUCGGCGUCAGCUCGAUGGAAUGGCAUCGAUCAAAAUGAAUGUGCUUCACUGGCAUAUCACGGAUUCACAAAGUUUCCCUCUGGAACUAAUCAGUUAUCCACAAGUUACGAAGCAUGGUGCCUAUUCCGAUGGAGAAGUGUACAGCCAAGCGGAAGUUAGGGAGAUUUUUCAAUAUGCCAAACAGCGCGGAAUACGUGUUAUUCUUGAAUUCGAUGCGCCUGCCCAUGUGGGUAACGGUUGGCAGUGGGCUCCUAAGGCUGGUUUGGGAAACAUAGCUGUGUGCAUCAACGAGCAACCUUGGCGCCGGUUGUGCAUAGAGCCUCCAUGUGGCCAAUUCAAUCCGGCAAAUUCCAAUAUCUACAACGUCUUAGGUGACGUAUAUUCUGACUUCGCGCAACUCAUCCCCAGUACGGAAAUCUUACAUAUGGGAGGAGACGAAGUGUUCUUUGGUUGCUGGAAUGCUACCGCGGAAAUCGUGGACUACCUUCGGAAACAGGGAAAAGGUCGCGAGGCACAGGAUUUCCUAGACCUUUGGGGAGAAUUUCAACGCAAUGUGCUUGAGCUGUGGGAUCGCGCACGAUAUUUCCAGGCCCCGUCACCAACGGUGCUGUGGUCGAGCCACCUGACCGAUCCAGAUGUUAUAGAGAAAUAUCUUCCGAAAGAUCGGUACAUCAUUCAAACCUGGGUGGAAAACGGUGCCGAGCUGCCGAAGAAACUACUGAAAAAAGGCUAUCGCCUAAUUAUUUCGACUAAAAAUGCCUGGUACUUCGACCAUGGAUUCUGGGGCAUAACCAGCUACUACAAUUGGCGAAAAGUAUACAACAAUAGGAUUCUGAACAGUAGUUUAAUCCUUGGAGGGGAAGCUUGCAUAUGGACGGAGUUCAUAGAUGAACAUUCCCUAGACUCACGCACUUGGCCUCGGUUAGCAGCAGUUGGAGAGCGACUUUGGGCAGAUCCGACGAUUGAUGCUUCUAAAGCCGAAGGACGUUUCUAUCGCCAGCGGGAUCGUCUCAUCAAACGGGGCUUAAACCCGGAAGCAGUGACACCAUUCUGGUGCGAACAGAACGAAGGGGAGUGUCAAUAG